GGGUGGAGUCUGUUCCUGAUGACUACCUGCAAGUGGUUGUACCUGUUCCACCUGCUCUCCUCCCCCCAGCACUCCCUUAGGUGUCAGCUGAUGAAGGAUCGGCAGGCCACAGGACUCCUGCCUGCCUGCCUGCCCUCAAUCGGGAUCUACCCUUAUCCACAGAUAAAGAAGGAAGCUGGUGGGUGCAGCUGAACCUGUUUUCUUUUUCUCUUCCAUUUUCACCUUUACUCUCUCUCUCCAGUGUGGAGAGAGAGAAAAAGGAGUGUGGUUGUCUUUUUUUCUCUUUUCUUUGGGAUCCAACACUGAAAGUGGCUUCAGAAGAUUUAAACAGGAGCCCUCGCAACUGAACGCAGCAUGGGGUCUGAUGAGUCAUACAACUUUGUCUUUAAAGUGGUUUUAAUAGGAGAGUCUGGAGUAGGAAAGAGCAACCUUCUGAAUCGCUUCACCAAGAAUGAGUUCAAUCACGACAGUCGCACCACCAUUGGUGUGGAGUUCAGCACGCGGACUGUUCAGCUGGACAACUUUAUCAUCAAAGCUCAAAUCUGGGACACAGCGGGGCUGGAGCGCUACAGGGCUAUUACCUCAGCGUAUUACAGGGGAGCGGUUGGAGCCCUGUUGGUCUAUGACAUUACCAAGCACCUAACCUAUGAAAGCGCAGAGCGAUGGUUGAAAGAACUGUACGACCAUGCAGACCCUCACAUGGUGGUCAUGCUGGUAGGAAACAAGACAGACCUGGAGAGCCUCAGGACGGUGCCCACGGAUGAGGCCAAAGACUUUGCAGAGAAGAAAGGUCUUAUGUUCAUGGAGACAUCAGCGUUGGACUCCACCAAUGUCGAAGCUGCUUUCAAUGAAGUUCUCACAGCGAUCCAUAAGAAGGUGGCCAGCAGAGAAGUGACCCGUGGCUCCAUCAGUGCUGUGACCCUGUCCAGUCCCAUCGGACCCACCAGCGAGGUGCAGGAGGAGCGCAGAGGCUGCUGCAAUAGCUCCUAACACAGUGCUGUCUCUGUAAAUCUCGUCCUGGAACCAGCAUCUCGCUUAUCUGUCAUCCAGCCUUAAGCACAAUUUCAUUCACACACAAUUUGAAGAGCGAGGUACUCGUGUGACACCUAGGCAGUCAUUGUUCAAACCUUUUCAUAUAUAAAGGCAAUACAGCAUAUCAUUCAAAAACAAUUUAAGAUGCAGGACAAAGCUGCACAUUUUGAUGAAAUCCAUAUUCUUGUUUUGGUGGCUAAUGGGGGCUUUCUAUUAUAGAUGUUUUUUUUCUUUUUCAUCUCAUCUUCAUGUUUUUAAAGUGAAGUUGUAAAGUUGUAUUGCUUUUAUAAAGAAAUGCACUGGGAUCAACUUGGAAUAAAUUAUUUAUGUUA
Messenger RNA from Thunnus maccoyii (southern bluefin tuna), 1364 nucleotides. Its product is annotated as ras-related protein Rab-25-like. The transcript is spliced from 5 exons. Gene Ontology annotation, cellular component: recycling endosome. Bases 355 to 990 code for a protein of 211 amino acids. Gene Ontology annotation, biological process: exocytosis. Gene Ontology annotation, molecular function: GTP binding; GTPase activity. The record is from RefSeq and is a predicted model, not a curated record. Lineage: Eukaryota; Metazoa; Chordata; Actinopteri; Scombriformes; Scombridae.